This is a messenger RNA of Eutrema salsugineum, 1190 nucleotides long. RefSeq names its product plastid division protein PDV2. The record is from RefSeq and is a predicted model, not a curated record. Lineage: Eukaryota; Viridiplantae; Streptophyta; Magnoliopsida; Brassicales; Brassicaceae. Bases 110 to 1003 code for a protein of 297 amino acids. Gene Ontology annotation, biological process: chloroplast fission. The transcript has 2 exons.
UCCAAAUUAAAACUUGUCUCUUCCUCUUCACUAACUUACAAAAACCCUAACCCUAAUUUUUUCUAGCCCCAAAUUCUCCUUCACACUUUUCUUUUCUCAAUCGCUGAAGAUGGAAGACGAAGAAGGGAUCGGGUUAAUUUUAGCCAGAGCCACCGAGCUCAGACUCAAGAUCAGCGACUGUAUCGAUAGCUCAAGCACCGCCGUCAGCGAAGACGGCGGCGGAAAUGAGAAUCCUUCUCCGGGAGAAAGAAAAAAAGACGAGAAUAUUGGGAAUCAAGACAAGGAUUUUGACUCAAUCAGCUCUGCCGAUGUAGAGGAAGAAGAAGAAGAAGCUGAACGGCUUCUUCGUAUACGCGAUGCUCUCGAAUCCCUCGAGUCUCAGCUCGCUGCUUUACAGAAUCUUCGGCAAAGACAACAAUACGAGAAGCAAGUGGCUCUCUCUGAGAUUGAUUACAGUAGGAAGAUGUUGCUUGAGAAGCUCAAGGAGUACAAAGGCAAAGAAUUCGAAGUACUACGCGAGGCUUCGACUUUCGCCGGCGAAAGAGUCGACUACGAAAAUGAUCUUCUUCUUCCUCCUUACCCUGUCCAUCCUCCUCUCUCACUCGACAAUGGCUACUUGCCUCACUUACCGUCGAAGCAGAAACCGGAAGCAAACGGGUUCGGUUCAGGAAACGCAAGAAACGAAAGAGAGGUGAAAAGUGAAGAAGGCUCUAAUCAUCAUGGGGUUAUUCGCUUCUUAGGCUCUGUUGCAAAGAUCGUGCUUCCGAUCAUUGGUGUGAUUUCUAUCUUGUCUGCUUCUGGAUAUGGUCCAGAGAUGAGGAAAAGAGGCGCUUCCUUGAAGCUUUUGAGAUAUCUGGGUGGGAAGAACACACCGAAUCAAUGCCCGUCGGGGAAAGUUCUCGUGAUUGAAGACGGUGAAGCACGGUGUCUUGUCAAAGAAAGAGUCGAAAUUCCCUUUGACUCGGUGGUUGGAAAACGCGAUGUAACUUACGGAUACGGUUGAAUCGAAUGAAAAAAAAACGCACCUUUUCUCUGUGUAAUCUUCAUUGCUCUGAAUUCAAGUGUGUAAAGUUUCAACCUUUUUUAAUCUCUUAGAUGUGAAGAAGACAGGAUGUUACAUAACUACAAGAAGUUUUGUUCUUGCUUCUGCUUCUCAGCAAAUAAUCUUGGGCAAAAUAGAGAUCCAUUUU